Messenger RNA from Capsicum annuum, 1792 nucleotides. RefSeq names its product anthocyanidin 3-O-glucosyltransferase 2. The record is from RefSeq and is a predicted model, not a curated record. NCBI's taxonomy places the organism in Eukaryota, Viridiplantae, Streptophyta, Magnoliopsida, Solanales, Solanaceae. Gene Ontology annotation, molecular function: UDP-glycosyltransferase activity. The transcript has a single exon. Bases 208 to 1671 code for a protein of 487 amino acids.
UUUUACCACAGUAAUUCUUGUUGAAGUGGUGUUGAGCUCGUUUAAAGAUAACGCCAAACCUGUUCUGCAACUAAAAUCACUCCAAAUUUUAGAAAAGGCAGAAGCACUACUAUAAAAACGUGGACACACCCAACAUAGACAUUAUUCUUGUAUGAUCAAACAAAAAUUUUCUUCUUGAAACAACACAAAAAUUUUCUUGUUCCAAAGAUGAGCAAAUUAGAGCUGGUAUUUGUGCCUACUCCAGCCGUUAGUCACCUAAUUUCGGUAUGCAAGUUUGCAGAGAAGUUGGUUAAUAGAGAUGAGAGGCUAUGUGCAACAUUUCUAAUUAUAAGGCCACCCCCACCAUUCGAUGCCAGCGUAGAUGCCUACAUCAAGCAAAAGUCCUCUGAUUCCCAGGGCAGUCGAAUUAGAUAUAUCACACUUGCCAAAGCCAAACCGCCACCUUCAGAUGAAAUAGGCAAGUCUAUUGAUAGGUACAUCUCUCUUUAUCUAGCAAAUUGUCGACCCCUCGUUAAGGAAGCAAUUAUCAGCAACAAGAGGCCUGAUUCGAAAAUUAUUGGACUAGUCUUUGAUAUGCUUUGCAGUUCAAUGAUUGAUGUAGCAAAUGAACUUGGCUUUCCUUCUUAUCUUUUCUUGGUUCAAAGUGCUGGUUUUCUUGGUUUCACGUUUUACAUGUCUAUUUGGCGUGACCAAGUCGGGAGAGAAUUUAACCAAUCUGAUGCUGAUGUAAAGAUACCAAUCUUUUCUCAUCCAGUACCCUCAAAAGUCUUGCCUUCAUUUGCAUUCAUCAAGGAAGGUUACGACACAUUCUGCAACCAUGCUGCCAGGUACAAAGAAACCAAAGGAAUUCUCAUCAACACAGUUGCAGAAUUCGAAAGUCACGCUGUCAAUAGUUUAGCAUCUGAUCCUGAACUACCUCCAGUGUACACAGUAGGACUUCUUCUUGACGCUGAGAACCAAAAACCUUCAACACAAGCAGCAGGAUCUCGUCCUGACCUUGAGAACCAAAAAGGUAAGGGCAAUUCUACGUCUGAAGAUGAAGAGAUCAUUAAAUGGCUAGACCAGCAGCCAACUGCCUCUGUUCUUUUUCUGUGCUUUGGAACCCUUGGUGUUUUUCAGCCACCACAGCUAGUCGAGAUGGCAAUUGCACUUGAACGAAGUGGUGUUAGGUUUGUGUGGUCAAUGCGUCUCCCUGCAAAUGCUGAAACUACAAAAUUAAAGGAGAUAUUGCCAGAAGGGUUCUUGGAGAGGACAAAAAACAGCGGAGUAGUAUGUGGAUGGGCACCUCAAACCGACAUUUUGGCUCACAAAGCCACCGGAGCAUUCGUAUCUCAUUGUGGGUGGAAUUCAAUUGUUGAGAGUAUAUGGUAUGGAGUUCCAAUUGUGACAUGGCCCCUUUAUGCAGAACAACAAAUAAAUGCGUUUCAAUUGGUGAGAGAUCUUGAGGUGGCAGUGGAGCUGACACUGGAUUACAGGAUGCAGCAGAGUGGUCAGCCCGAAAUUGUGAAGGCCGAGGUGAUGGAGAAAGCUAUAAGAUGCAUAAUGGACAGUGAAAAUCCCCAGAGGAAGAGAGCCAAAGACAUGGGAGAAAUUUGCAGGAAGGCGUUGAUGGAGGGUGGAUCUUCUUUCAUUUCUCUAGAACGAUUUGUAGAAACUAUUCUUGAUUCCUAGAAUUGAGAAGAAGAGGAAUCUUUUACAUUCUGUACUACUCUUUGUGCUAGCAGUUUUGUUUCAUAUCAGUAUUCUACUGAAUCAAAUAAUUAUUCAGGUGUGUGUUUUGUUUACCGGGAAA